GCUUGGCCCACCGAGUGUACUUUAAAUAGACACUCCACUUAGAUACCUCCACUCUGCUUCACUACUCCUGCAACUGUGGAGGAGAAAGGAAUACAGCCACAAUGUCGGACCAGAUGCCUUUUGACAUCGAUGUCGAAACAAUGACUCGAUUUGUCAUGGAACAGGGAAGGAAAGCAAAAGGGACGGGGGAAUUCACGCAGCUUCUGAAUUCACUGCUGACGGCAAUCAAGGCCAUCUCCUGCGCCGUGAGGAAGGCUGGCCUUGUCCACUUGUAUGGAAUUGCAGGGACUGUGAAUGUGACUGGAGAUGAAGUCAAGAAACUGGAUGUCUUGUCCAAUGAUCUGAUCAUAAAUAUGCUAAAGUCAUCCUACAGUACAUGUAUUCUAGUGUCAGAGGAGAACAAAGAUGCAAUAAUCGUGGAUCCUGAGAAGAGGGGUAAAUAUCUAGUGUGCUUUGACCCAUUGGAUGGUUCUUCAAACAUUGAUUGCCUGUCAGCUAUUGGAACCAUUUUUGGUAUCUACAGGAAGGAUUACACGGAGUCGCUGACUGAGGGUGAUGCCCUUGAACCAGGACGAAACAUGGUGGCUGCUGGAUAUGCCCUCUAUGGCAGCGCUACCCUAAUAGCGCUAUCCACAGGACACGGUGUCAACUUCUUCAUGUUAGAUCCAUCUAUAGGCGAAUUUAUUCUUGUGGAACAGGACGUAAAGAUAAAGAAGAAAGGAACUAUAUAUAGUCUGAAUGAGGGCUACGCCAAAUACUUCGAUCCUGCACUCGCGGAAUACAUCCACCAGAAAAAAUUUCCCGAGGAUGGCAGUGCUCCAUACAGUGCAAGAUAUAUUGGGUCAAUGGUGGCAGAUGUCCAUCGUACCUUGAAGUAUGGGGGAAUCUUCAUGUAUCCCGCCAAUAAGAAAACUCCAAAAGGAAAGCUUCGUCUGCUGUAUGAAUGCAACCCCAUGGCCUUUAUUAUGGAGCAGGCUGGCGGUGUAGCCACGACAGGAACCCAGCUAAUACUUGAUGUGAAGCCAGAGUCUAUUCAUCAACGAGUUCCACUCAUUAUGGGAUCACCUGAUGAUGUUGAGGAAUACCUUUCCUUUGUAAAAAAGCAUCAAACCACUGGAUGAACUUCAAAUUAGCUACAUGAUUAUAAAACUGAUAUCAGGGGCUGGUGUAUGCUAUUUAAAUAAAGAGGAUCGUAUUUGGGACAAAAGUGUAAAAUGUCAACAUAUGAAAAUUAUAUGUUAAGAACAAACAAGUGCUUCUUACAUAACAUUUACUACCUGUUAUCAGAUUUGAAAUGUCACUUUCUUACAUCUGUCCUGAAAGGAAUAAAUACGCCGAAUCUAGAAAAAUAAAAAAUGAGAUAACAGUCAGAUGCUAACUUUCAAACUUAUGUCAGACAUAUAGAAACGUAGAGCACAGGAGGAGAUUGUGCCAUUCGUGAUAAGAUGAUAAAAAACAACAGCAGGAAUGGCAGACAUUGCUUCUGUCUAAUUUUCAUGCAAUCAGGUCAUGGCUGACCCACCUCAACAUUACUUCCUGUUCUCUUCCCAUAUCCCUUGUCAUUCUCUGCCGUGGAUUAUUCCAAAGAGUGAUAUGCCCAAGAGAACAAAUUCAUUAUUUUCACCUUAAAUGAGCAACCCAAUAUUCUGAAAGAAUGUCCUCCAGUUAGAAGCACUCACUAGGGGAAGUAUCCUCUUCCCCCAUGUCAAAUACCCUGAGAUUCUGUCUAAGCCAAACAUGAUGCGAAGAUAAACUAAUCCCCUCUGCCUGCACAUGAUCAAUAUGUUCCAUUUCCUGCAUAUCCACAUGCCUAUCUAAAAGUCUCUUAAACCCCACUCUUGUAUCUGCUUCUACCACCUGGCAGCACAGUCCAAGCCCUCACCACCCACCGUGUAAAAAUAUUUCCCCGCACAUCACCAUUAAACUUUGCUUCCUACAUGUUAAAAA
Amblyraja radiata (thorny skate) is the source of this 1947-nucleotide messenger RNA. Its product is annotated as fructose-1,6-bisphosphatase isozyme 2-like. Lineage: Eukaryota; Metazoa; Chordata; Chondrichthyes; Rajiformes; Rajidae. The transcript is spliced from 7 exons. Gene Ontology annotation, molecular function: fructose 1,6-bisphosphate 1-phosphatase activity. Gene Ontology annotation, biological process: fructose 6-phosphate metabolic process; fructose 1,6-bisphosphate metabolic process; gluconeogenesis. Bases 102 to 1121 code for a protein of 339 amino acids. The record is from RefSeq and is a predicted model, not a curated record. Gene Ontology annotation, cellular component: cytosol; cytoplasm.